Messenger RNA from Patiria miniata (bat star), 3985 nucleotides. RefSeq lists its product as uncharacterized. Gene Ontology annotation, cellular component: nucleus. NCBI's taxonomy places the organism in Eukaryota, Metazoa, Echinodermata, Asteroidea, Valvatida, Asterinidae. The record is from RefSeq and is a predicted model, not a curated record.
UCUGCGUUUUUACCGCUGUCGUCGCGCUAUUUCUUACCAACAUGGCGGCGAUGUGAGGACCAAAACUCGAAUCAGUGACUCAAAAUAUGUAAUUAUUCGUUUGAUUUAGGGUAUGGUGUACGCACGUUUCAUGCCGAAGUAUUGAUUAAGAAGGUAGGGUUCUGCUAGGUGUGUGAGAAUGGCCCUGGCAAAUAAAGACAAGUCAACGGUCAAAGCAAAGGAGUUGCUGAAGGACCUUGGCAAACCAACGCUACGCGGCGUGAAGAAAUGCCCCAACUGUGGCUUCUACAACGGCAUCCGGGGCCUGAGCUGCAAGAACAAGGCCUGCAACAUGGUCCUGCGAGGGGCGGGCAGGAAGAAAGGACACAGCGCCGACGCAGUGAAGAUCAUCACAGGGUCGACGGUCCAGGUGUACUCGGUCAGGCUAAGGGACCGCGGGCCGGACUACAGGGGCUUCGUGGAGCUACCCUUGCACCCAUUGAUGGACCUCCAGGGUCAGGUCCUGCAAGGAGCCCGCUGCUACGUGGAUCUCUGUCAGAAGCCCACGGACGCCACCGCCGCCCCAACAGCUACGGAAAUCCUGAACUGUAACCACAUCCGACUGGCCCUGGAGAGCGAAACGGAAGCCGUGCCCCUGACGCUCAAGAACUCAGUCCUGAACGGCCUGCCCGUGUCCAACGAAAUCAAGCAGGCCAUUUGGCUUCUAGCCACGGAAACCACGGGCCCUCUGGUCCAGCGGGUCAGUAAGAACGUCAUGGUGGUCAAGUGCAAAGUCCAGCCCAAGAACCCGCUGGGCUUCCUGCAUUUUUCCUUCACGGAGAGCCAGCGCAAGAACGGAACCACGGAGCACAAGUUCCAGUGCACCUGUCGGCAUUUCAGGAACUACAGGGCCCCGCCUGGGGAAGAACUUCAGCGGCGCUGCGUGCACUUCUACGCCUGCAUCUGUGCGUUCGCAAGUGACGACGCUUUAGCCAAAGAAUUUGAGUUUUUCAUCAAUCUGGACGCUGUUGUGUCAACAACAACUAUGGCCGUACUCAGUGAGCCAGUCCAGCUAGACCAGGUGAUUACAGAGGAGAACAACCCUAAUUUAUUGGUCAAGAUACAUCGCAAGGAUGACAUGCUAGCUCAGGCUAGUAGUGCCCUCCUCACGCUACAAGAGAGUGCCGCCUCGCCGGCCAAGAAGCAAGCCACAAAGCGGAAUCAGCUGACGCCCUCCACCACCCCCAACAAGGCCGCCCCGGCCCAGGAGGGGGAGUUCACCUCUGUCACCUUCAUCAAGUGGCUGUCCAGCGUGACGGAGCGCAUCAAUCAGACCAUGCAUUACCAGUUUGAUGGUCGGCCUGAGCCCUUGGUGUUCCACGUGCCCCAGGUUUUCUUUGAUCUCCUGCAGCAGCGAAUCGCCAGCGGCGGCAGGAAGAAGCGAUUACCGAACGCGACGACGGCGUUCAUCCGCAAGGACGCCCUCCCCCUGGGAACGUUCUCCAAGUACAUGUGGCACCUGACAAACGUACUACAGGUCAAGCAGAUCUUUGACACAGAAGAGGUACCUCUGCAGGUCACUCGUAGCUUUGUGGAGAGCAGCAACGGGAGUUUCACCCUCAACCCUGCCCCACCUCGGCUGGACCAAGACCCCUCCAUGUACAGGAAGAUCAACGGCCAAGUCCCAAUCAAACCGUUUGAGCUGAAGACUUAUCUCAAAGUUGGCCACACCACCCCUGACAUGACCGAGCCCACGCCCUUCAUCAUCGAGUGGAUCCCGGACAUCCUACCCAUCACGCACAUCGGGGAGUUGCGCAUCAAGUUUGAGUACGGCCACCAGCGCAACGGGCACGCGGAGAAGCGACCGCCGGGAACGCAGACCAGCACGGGCCAACAGACGACCAUAACGAUACUGUGAAGGGGGCAGUGGUUAGCCUUGGUUCAAGACUGUGUGUGUGUUUGGGGCCCUUAGUGAAAUCCAGCCUUUCGGAACUUCGGCGCUCAGACCCGGGGACAUUCUGUGCAUGCCUCAUGCACGUGCAUUACAUGUAAUGGAGACCAUUUGCCAAAAAAAGAUGUGAUUUUGCCGACUCGAAGAACAACAAUGCAAUAGAUCUGAAGCACUUUUUGAGAAAACUGUCAAAAUACAUUUUUGUCGACGCAAAUCAAGUUUCCUUUAAAAGCCCUUCCUUCCAAAAUGUUCAUUAAUUUGUUUUGGUUAGCGUCUUCUUGUGGUAUGAUCCCAAUUUCUCACGCAGGAAAAAACUAAUUCCCAUUCACUGAUAUGUAACCAAUUGCCAACUAAACUGAAUUGGUGGCAGUAUUUGAAAAAAGGUGGGUUUUUUUUUUCAUGAUGGUUAGGUCCAAACCAUCUGAGGAAAUGAUGUUCAUUCCUCAUUUCUUAAAAAUGACAGCAUACUAGGGGCAUGAUUUCACAGGAUGCUCAGGACCUAAAAGUAAUUUACUUGCGAUCAAGUAGGGUAUUUUCAUUUCGUUUUAUUAGUGUUUGCAAAUGGUGUCUAUCACAGUUAACUAGAAAACAGCGGACAUAAGGUAUGCUCAGAUUGUUGCGGGUCCGAGCGCCAAAGUUCCCAAGAAUUGAUUUGCAUCAUUAUGAUGAUAGCACCAUCUACCACCACAGCGCUUGAACUUGCCAGGGACUGGCUGCUUUAGGGGCACAAAACCCAAAUCUGGUCUUGGAACCAGAACAAGCCGCUGAUUGAAGAUAUUAAGGCUUCGGUCUGAAAGCAGCUGAAUUUGAAUUUGUUAUGUGGGCUUGUGUCUGUCUUACACACACACUGUUCAAUGUUACCCACGUUGCUAGAAAUGCCAGUAGCAGGCUUUCAAGUAUUCCUACUUUUCCUACUUUUUCCUAGUUUUUUUUUACCUUGCUCCUACUUUUCUUUUUGAAAUUCUUACUUUUCGUCCCACAUCUCUGAAAAAUUAAAUCUCAAAACAAAAAGCAAAAAGCGACGAGUAAGGUGCCACCUGAAAUGCCUCCCAGUGACUGGGUAUAGUUUCCAGAAUUCAGUGACCACUGGGCCAUUUAUGCGAAAACACUCCAGAGCUGUAAUGUUGACAAAAAUGGAUGGGAGCUCUCUGAUAAGUCGAAUGGGUAGUCUAUUCAUAUACCAAGACUACUUGCAAGUGAAUGCAAUAACAAUCAGAGACCGUUGAGCAAAUUUGGGGAUGUUCCAGUUGGUUUCUUUAGCCUGUGUCACAACAAUGGAAGCCUUUAUUUUUUUUUAAGGUUGGUUUCGAAUAUCCGGUUUUCCAAAAUGGAAACCAAAUAGUAGAAUUCAAAGCAAAUUUUUUAAAAUCGGGAUUUAAAUCCCACCACUAAUUGCAGUGAUCUAGGUUAUUGCUCUUUUUAGUUUAUGCACCGGGAUACUGUUGACCGAAAAGGUGAACAAGUACAUUCAUAUUUUAUUGUUUUGUCAACUUUUCCCCUUUUUUUGGGGGGGGGGGGGGGAGGGAAGGGGAUCCUUUCUUCUAGAAUUUGUUAUUUCCUGAACCCCCAAAGUGUACACUGGAUAAAAUUGUUGUGUUGCUUUUUGUUUGUGGGGUGAAGCAUUUAGAGUCGCUUUUCACAACUUUAGUUUGGAGAAGUUAUGAUUCUUUCAAGUCCUACCAUAUGUAUGUGUUGAUUUGUGUUUUGGGGUUUAACGUUUGAUGUUAUCACACCCUCAUUUGGGAGAAUUUAUAACUUUGCAUUUUUGGGUGCAUGCAUUUUUUUUAUUUUGAGAGACCAGAUGCAAUUACUGAACAUUUACACCCCAAAAAAUGGAAUGAAGGAACUUUGAUUUCAGUCCUUUUUCAAGAAAAAUUAGUCUGGCUUUGUUCUGUCCUGUGAUUGGACAAAAAUUUGCCUCAAUCUGUGGUUUAUCCAAUGAAAUCUCAGUUUUUACUCGAAUAUGGGAAAUAACAGUACAGAUGUUGCAGCUGUUUUGGCUGUACCGUUGGGUUUUCUCAAAUGAAAUCUUCUUAUUCAUGAAAAAAAUAAUAA